CAGGGUUGUUCAAAUAGCCUUGAAAGGCGACGAUUUCUCUUUUAUCACGGUAACAGCAAAGAGUAACAGUUCCAAGAUUCGACAACAUCUCUAUUACACUUAUAUUUUAUCUAUGGGUCAUAUUUAGAAAAUAUUACUGAGUUGCAGAAGUUGUACUAAUUUUCUUGUUUUAUAUAAUCAUAAAAGACUUUUACGUUAAUUAUUUACGCGAAAAAUAAGUUCGUCAUUAAUUCCUCUUUAAACAGUGAAUCGUGGUGCAUUGAUUAUCCGAACGGAUGGUGGUGAUAGCUCAGAAACUCCAAGGGGUAUAGUGAAAUGGCGUCAGGAUUAAGUGAAGUUCAAUAAACGAUUAUUGUAAAUUCCGAGGAAGGUUUCUUUGUUAAACUAUAAAAAAUUGAACAUUAGUGCUGUGCGAACUGACAUGGCAAAUACGAGAGCAACUAGUAGUGCCCUUAGAGCGUUGGCAGUGGAAUAUAAAAGUUUACAGGAAGAACCAGUUGAAGGUUUUUGUGUGAAACUCGUUAAUGACGAUAAUCUUUUCGAAUGGGAAGUAGCUAUUUUUGGACCACCAGAUACGCUCUAUAUGGGUGGUUGUUUCAAGGCUAGAAUGAAAUUCCCUACAGACUAUCCUUACUCACCGCCGUCAAUUAGAUUUUUGACAAAAGUCUGGCAUCCAAAUGUAUACGAGAAUGGAGAUUUGUGUAUCAGCAUCCUGCACCCGCCCAUAGACGAUCCACAAUCUGGGGAACUGCCGUGCGAACGCUGGAACCCGACGCAAAACGUCCGCACCAUAUUGUUGUCGGUUAUAUCGCUUUUGAACGAGCCGAACACCUACAGUCCCGCCAACGUAGACGCCUCCGUGAUGUACCGCCGCUGGAGGGACUCGAAGGGCAAGGACAAAGAGUACGAGAACAUAAUAAGAAAACAAGCCAUGACGGCUAGAGCCGAAGCCGAAAGAGACGGACUGAAAGUCCCUCUCACUCUAGAAGAUUACUGCAUCAAGACGCAGGUUAAACCGAACAGUUCCGAGCAGCAAGUAGAAAUGACGGAUUUCUACGACGACGACUACGAUGAGGAGUACGACGAUCUGUCAAACGGUUCCGAAUAUCCCGAGGAGGACGAUAACGACAGUGGAAACGGUGAAUUGUGAUGUCGAUAAAUUUAGAUUUAAACAACAAAACAUAACAAACAAAGAAAAAAACUCUUUUCGAAUAUUAUUGGAUAGAUAUCUUUAACGAUGCGAUUUAGUUGAUGUUGAGUU
This is a messenger RNA of Psylliodes chrysocephalus, 1261 nucleotides long. The record is from the annotation of a GenBank genome assembly. NCBI's taxonomy places the organism in Eukaryota, Metazoa, Arthropoda, Insecta, Coleoptera, Chrysomelidae.